Lagenorhynchus albirostris (white-beaked dolphin) is the source of this 941-nucleotide messenger RNA. It is a transcript of the gene ASCL3, whose product is annotated as achaete-scute family bHLH transcription factor 3. The record is from RefSeq and is a predicted model, not a curated record. Lineage: Eukaryota; Metazoa; Chordata; Mammalia; Artiodactyla; Delphinidae. Gene Ontology annotation, biological process: positive regulation of transcription by RNA polymerase II. The coding region runs from base 1 to 495 and encodes 164 amino acids. The transcript has a single exon. Gene Ontology annotation, molecular function: RNA polymerase II transcription regulatory region sequence-specific DNA binding; DNA-binding transcription factor activity, RNA polymerase II-specific; protein dimerization activity. Gene Ontology annotation, cellular component: RNA polymerase II transcription regulator complex.
AUGGACAAUAGAAGCUACUCAAAUCUGCCAGACAAACUGCCUGUCUCCUCUGAUUCCACCCACUUGCCACUGACCAGGUCCUUCUAUCUGGACCCCAUGAUCAUGUUCCACCUGUACCCUGAGGGCCCGGUGCCAUCUCCUUACUCUGAAGACCUGCCAUUGCUGCCUUUUUCCAGUGACUCUCUGAUCAUGGAAGAUUAUGGGGAACCCUGCGCCUUCUCCUUCCCAAUGCCUUAUCCAAAUUACAGAAGGUGUGAAGACUCCUACAGGCCAGCCUUUAUCCAGAAAAGGAAUGAGCGGGAAAGGCAGCGUGUGAAAUGUGUCAAUGAAGGCUAUGCCCAGCUCCGACAUCAUCUGCCAGAGGAGUACUUGGAGAAACGACUCAGCAAAGUGGAAACCCUCAGAGCCGCAGUCAAGUACAUUAAUUACCUGCAGUCCCUUCUGUACCCUGAUGAGGCUGAGGCCAAGAAUAACCCAGGAAAGAUUCCUCCGUAAUGGCAGCCACCAGCCGCCACACUGACCCCAUUUUCAGAAUCAUUUGAUUCUGUGUUUCUAAAUAGAAACAAAUAAUUUCACAAAAUGUGGUCCCUUACAUCAUUUGAUAGUUUUCCUAAUGGAAUCUCUGGGUGGGCAGAUAAUAGUUCAAAUGCAAAGCUGUGUUGGAUAUUUCUUACCUGGGUUUCAGAUGUACUAAACUAUCUUAUGUAGAUUGAGAAAACGCUUCUUAACCUUUGGUAAUUUCUUUCAAGAACUUUAGGGAAGCAGGAGUCCCUAGAAUUCUCUAUAUCUCUCACCUUGCCCUUCUCGCACACUUUGCCAGAGUCUCAGCUGUGAGAAACUCACAAAAGUAUUGUAAGACUAAUGACUAUUCAAUGCCUGUACUGCACUUUGCAGACGCUUCAUGCUAAGCAAUCACAAUGAACCUCCCUGGAUUUGUCAAA